AUGAUGAAGAAGGCUAGCAUAAUUCAGGACUUGGUAUCUAUAUGCUACAAAGAACUCAAGAGUGAUAUGUCGACACGAAGCGGCGCCGGCGCGUUAAGGGCGCGCCGCGGGCACAAGGAACGGUCCAAGAACUUCACCGAGCUGGAGAAGAGGACCGUCCUGGAGCUCAUCGCCAGGCAUCGAGACGUGCUGCGGCAGGGACGGUCUAACAACGCGACCAACCGGAGCAAACAGUUGGUGUGGUCCACUAUCUGUUCCGAAGUGAACGCCCGCUGCGGGGGCGAGCGGCCGCGGACCCCGGCGCAGGUCAAGAUGUGGUACGAGAACUAUAAGAAGAAGUGCAAGAUGCGCGCACACGACACACAGCCGCCUGCCUCCGACCCGCCCGGUCUGCUGGACGGAAUGCUCUGGCAGAGUAUACAUCCUCUAGACGUUAAAGAAGAGGAGGGUGAAGCAACUACCAGCGCGGACGCUCUCAGUGGGAAAGACGACUACGGGCCCGUUAACAUGUCUAACGGGCGUCUAUCAACGAACGACAGUGACGACACGACGCCUAACGUACUGGAGCCUCAAGUUCAGAUCAUCCCGCAGUCACCCCCCGCACCCCACCUGACACCCCUCGCACCCCUCACCCUCAACACCCUCCCCAUACUGACCAACCCGCUCCAAGCGAUAGAACAGGCCAGGCUACAACAGAAGCUGCUCCACAAACUGAACGAUCUACCAAACACGCCGCUCAACUUAAGUCACUUGGACCACCAAGGAGAGAGAGAGAGGUCCGAGGAAGCGAGACAGGAGACGAGCUCUGUAUGCGAAGAAGAGAGACUCUAUUACACAGCGAAGAGACAACACGCGCUGUGGGAACACGAGGCGAAGAUGAAGAUACUAGACAUGGAGCUGAGGCAGAAGGAGGAGAUCUUCUCACUGCAAAAACAACUCUUCCUCAUCGAGCUAAGGUUGAAAAUGGACUUUUUAGAGAAAGCCGGCAACAAAUGA
This is a messenger RNA of Danaus chrysippus (African queen), 996 nucleotides long. The record is from the annotation of a GenBank genome assembly. NCBI's taxonomy places the organism in Eukaryota, Metazoa, Arthropoda, Insecta, Lepidoptera, Nymphalidae.